CAAAACUUGGGUCAAAAGUGGUUUACCUGCAGCGGAAUUCAAAAUAUUUUGUGGCAGUCACACCAAUUAGCCGGCGCAGUAGUUACAAACUAAAUUCCGUCAGCGCUACUCCACAGGGUUUCCUGAUCUCCGCGUUCCUUCAUCCACAGCGAUCGAGAGAGAUUCAGUCUGAGAGAUUAGGGAGUAUGAGUGUGAUCGACAUCCUCACCCGCGUGGAUGCGAUCUGUAAGAAGUACGACAAGUACGACAUCGAGAAGCUCAACAAUUCGAAUGUCCCAGGACACGACGCUUUUGCUCGCCUCUAUGCACAAGUUAACGAAGAUAUCGAAGCCGCCAUCCAGAAAGCUGAGAGUGCUCGGACUGAGAAGACUAAGGCUUCUGCUGUAGCGAUCAAUGCGGAAAUUAGGAGGACAAAAGCAAGGUUACUGGAUGAGGUGCCCAAAUUGCAGAGGUUGGCUACAAAGAAGAUUAAAGGGCUCUCUGGAGAAGAACUUGCUGCCCGUAAUGAUAUCGUCCUUGCAUUGCCUGAAAGGAUUAAUGCCAUCCCAGAUGGUUCCUCUGCACCACCUAAGCAAUCUGGAGGGUGGGGAACUUCCGGUUCUCGUACAGAAAUUAAAUUUGAUUCAGAUGGUCAGUAUGAUGAUGAAUUUUUCAAGCAAACUGAAGAGUCUAGUCAAUUCAGGCAAGAGUAUGAAAUGCGGAGAAUGAAACAGGACCAAGGCCUGGCAGUUAUAUCCGAAGGUCUAGAUACCUUAAAGGAUAUGGCACACAACAUGAAUGAGGAAUUUGAUAGACAAGUCCCACUAAUGGAUGAAAUUGAUGCUAAGGUUGACAAGGCCGCAUCUGACCUUAAGAACACCAAUGUGAGGCUCAAGGAUACAGUCCACCGGAUGCGUUCUAGUCGAAACUUUUGUAUUGACAUCGUUCUGCUAUGUAUAAUACUUGGAAUAGCAGCCUACUUGUACAAUGUACUGAAGAAAUAAACACUUGGAAACUCGUGUAAUUUUCUAUGAUGAUGGCUUCCGAUUUUCUUGGUGUUUCUGAUUUCUGAAAGUCUUGUGUUUUCUCACAGUAGAAUUCAUCCAUAUUGAAUUCCCACUUUUCUUUUUUCUUUUCCUCUUUGUUUUCGUUUUGUUUCGAAGGACUUUUCAACCGAAGCAUGUGUAUUGGUAUAUUCUCUAUGCUCACUUAUACAUGUGUAUGUGAUUUAACUGUUGGGCUUUGUGAGUUGUGUAUUACCAUUGUGUUGCGAGUAUCAAGUAAAUUGUGAGACAGUUUAAAUUGCAUUACCCUAUGUCUGGCUGAACUUUAUAUAAACUCAAUAUUUGUGUUGUAAAAAUUUGUAGUAGUUCAUACUCCGCAAUAAGCUUGGAUAUCGUCU
Cuscuta campestris is the source of this 1381-nucleotide messenger RNA. Lineage: Eukaryota; Viridiplantae; Streptophyta; Magnoliopsida; Solanales; Convolvulaceae. The record is from the annotation of a GenBank genome assembly.